AAGAUCCAUUGGUAGGUUGUGAAAUAACAAUUCAGAAGGAUGUAACCAGCAUAAAAAACAGGAAGGAAUAGAAAAUGUAUAAGUUUAUCACAUGUGGUUAAAGAUGGCAGUUCCUGGAUUUACACUUGGUGCCUUCAUACUUCUGUUGCACGUUAGUUCUGUGGCUAAUUAUCCCAAUGGAAAAAUAACAAAUUCAUGUCAUAGAAUGAUUCCUGAGCAUGGUCAUAGCCCACAAUCUGAUCCUGUUCACCACAUUUCAGUGAGUCAGAUGACAUUCAGACCAGGAGAUCAGAUUAAAGUUACUUUGUCAGGGUUACCCUUUAAAGGCUUUCUCUUAGAAGCACGUGACACUGAGGAUUUGAGUGGUUCUCCUAUUGGCUCCUUCACAUUGAUUGACAGUCAAGUGUCACAGCUUCUGACCUGUGAAGAUAUACAGGGAUCAGCUGUGAGCCACACAAAUCCAUCCAAAAAAACAGAAAUUAAAGUCUACUGGAAUGCUCCCAGCAGUGCCCCGAAUCAUAUACAGUUUCUAGUCACGGUUGUUGAGAAGUAUAAAAUCUACUGGGUGAAGAUUCCUGGUCCUAUAAUUUCACAACCAAACGCACUUCCUUUUACAACCCCUGAAACUACAAUUGCACAUUUGUCAACAUUACCUCCAGUCUCCCAUUUAACCAAAUCAUUCAAUGCUUCAGACUGUGGAAACAAGAAGUUCUGUAUUAGGAGUCCAUUGAGCUGUGACCCAGAGAAGGAGCGUGCCUGUUUUUUCUUGUCCUUCACACGAGAUGACCAGUCAGUGAUGGUUGAAAUGAGCGGUCCCAGUCAAGGCUACUUAUCCUUUGCAUUUUCUCAUGACCGAUGGAUGGGUGAUGAUGAUGCUUAUCUGUGUAUUCGUGAAGAUCAGACUGUGUACAUACAACCUUCUCAUUUGACGGGGCGAAGUCACCCUGUGAUGGACUCCAGGGAUACUCUUGAGGAUAUGGCUUGGCGGUUGGAAGAUGGUGUUAUGCAGUGUUCUUUCAGAAGAAACAUUACCCUUCCUGCAGUUAAGAAUAGAUUUGAUCUAAACACAAGCUAUUACAUAUUUAUAGCAGAUGGUGCAGCUGAUGAUGGUCGAAUUUAUAAGCAUUCUCAGCAACCUUUGAUUACAUAUGAAAAACAUGAUGUGACAGACUCUCCAAAGAACAUAGGAGGAUUCCAUUCUUUACUCCUUCUGAAGGCUCAUGGUGCCUUAAUGUUUGUGGCAUGGGUGACAACUGUUAGCAUAGGUGUACUGAUUGCUCGAUUCUUCAAACCUGUUUGGUCAAAGGCUUUCUUGGGCAAAGCAGUUUGGUUUCAGGUGCAUCGAAUGCUCAUGCUCACUACUUCUGCUCUCACCUGCAUUGCUUUUGUUCUGCCUUUUAUUUACAGAGGAGGUUGGAGUUGGUACGCAGGUUAUCACCCAUACCUUGGUUGUAUAGUGGUGAUUUUAGCAGUUCUUCAGCCUCUUCUGGCAGCCUUCAGACCACCUUUACAUGACCCAAGAAGGCAAGUGUUUAACUGGACUCAUUGGAGUAUGGGAACAGCUGCUAGAAUAAUAGCAGUGGCCGCAAUGUUCCUGGGAAUGGAUUUACCAGGAUUGAAUCUUCCUGGCCCAUGGAAAACCUAUGCAAUGAUUGGAUUUGUAGCCUGGCAUGUUGGGACUGAGAUUGUUCUGGAGAUACAUGCUUACCGACUCUCUCGAAAUGGUGAAAUACUGGAUGACGCUAGAAUUCAGAUCCUCCAGUCAUUUACUGUAGCUGAAGCAGAAGGUCAUGCUUUUAAAAAGGCAGUGUUAGCAAUUUAUAUCUGUGGGAAUGUGAUUUUUCUCAUCAUAUUCUUAUCUGCAAUCAACCGCCUAUGAGCAAGCAAAGACCUUGGCUUUGCAGACCAGGUGAUGAUUAUCAUCAAGCCCAAGAAACUUGAAACCUGUACUGACUGCCCGGAGCCUAUUCGUGAAUUCUAAUUUAGAAGACCAGGUCACGUCUAUAGAGGAAUUCUGAAGUCUGGUCUUUGGAGAUCAACAUUCAGCAGGGUCUUAUGGAUUAUAAAGUGAUGUCAAGCCUUUAAGUGUAAUUCUGAGCCUUAAAGGGAAGGUUGUAUUGGAGGAGAAAUGACUCUCAAAUAUUUUUAUGCUGAGAUUUUAAGAAUGUUAGCAUUAAAGAAAGUAAACAAGAACUAUUUGGAAAACAAAAAAGAUAUCAUUAGGAUAAAAAGGAGAUUGUAUUAAGGUAAAUAUAUUUUGGACUAUAAAGGUGCUGUGGUACUUGAAAGAAAACACUUAUUUUUACUAGUUUAUCUGAAUGGUCUUUAUUAGGACUUUUUGAGAAACUAUGUUUUUCAGUCCAGUUUUUUGGACAUGUGCUUUGCUCUAUGUGUUUUGUUACUUCUCUGGUAAAGAUGGAAGUGGGGCUGACCCCAUUGUAGGUUUCAUUAACAUUUAAAUAUAUUAUGAAUGUUAUAAUUUUUUUCUUAGCUUGAAAUGCAAGUAUGCAUCCUCUGCUUAAAGACUGUCUUUAUAUAUUCAGCUACAGGGCUGAAAUGGCAUUUUAUAUGUUAGUUGUUUUGACUAUAAGAUUUAAGUCCCAUAGCCUUUGGAGAUUGUAGACUUGCAUUUCAAAAUUAAUAAAUCUCACCCUCGUGACCAUGUCUAAGCUAUUCUCUUUCCUUACGGUAAUAAAAUAAUAUGGGUGGUUCUGUUUUGUUAGAAGUUUCUAGUGCUCGAACGAAUAAGAGCAAUCAAUCAACGUUAUUUUUCCUUCCUAUUUCAAUAAUUUAUCUUCUAUCUUAUGGCUGGGGCUUGCAUUUGCUAUGAGGACUUCUAGCCAGUGGGUGGUGCCAUAAUACCAAACUACUGCUUCUUGAAUCCUUGUGCUGUGAUUCAUUUUUAGUGUUUAGAUAUAACAUCAUGGGAUGGUAUUUUCCUUAAAGUCCACCAACUCUUAAUCUUUAUUUGAAAAAAUUUUGCCUUUUUUGGGGAAGGGGGAGUCGGGGUUAUGGGUUAGAAACUGAAUUUGGGGACCAGUGUUGUUAUUUUCUGGCUUUAUUUUUGUUCGUUUUCUAACCAUAAUUAUUUGUAACAAUUGUUUGAUAUUUUCCUUUACAUUCCUAUGACCUUAUAACAAAUGAAUACAGCCAUCUUAGGCAAAGGAAACAAGCAAAACUGGACAUUCUUAAAAUAAAAAAGUUUAGGGAGGCAUAUUGUAUUUCUUUAAGUCUUCUUUCUGAUUAUGUUAUAGUUUCUGCUUGGCCCAAGGACCUAAUUUCUCUCUGGUGUAAGUAACAGCCUCAGCCGUGUAUCCUGCAUCUUUUACUGAGUAAAACAACAUGGAAGUUUUGUUUGUUUUUCCUUAUAUAGGGGUUUAUCAUAAGUAGCUUUGGGUUGAGAAGUGAACUUUCUGUGUACAUGUUCUAUAAGUCAGGCUACUUACAGUCUAAACUUUCUUUUUGAAUGUCUUUAU
Ceratotherium simum simum (southern white rhinoceros) is the source of this 3476-nucleotide messenger RNA. The record is from RefSeq and is a predicted model, not a curated record. Lineage: Eukaryota; Metazoa; Chordata; Mammalia; Perissodactyla; Rhinocerotidae.